Molecule: messenger RNA, 2164 nt
Organism: Rhododendron vialii
Lineage: Eukaryota; Viridiplantae; Streptophyta; Magnoliopsida; Ericales; Ericaceae
Product: cytochrome c biogenesis protein CCS1, chloroplastic
Exons: 8
Coding region: 64-1725 (553 amino acids)
Source: RefSeq, a predicted model, not a curated record
CUCUCAGACACAGAGAGAGAGAGAGAGAGAGAGAGAGAGAGAGGGCCAGAAAAAUCUCCUCCAAUGGAGACUCUGGCACUUACUCUGUCAAUACCACCUCUUAAAUCCAACACAUACCAUACCCAUCUUCCCAAAUACCCUCUCUCCCUCUCCGCUUCCCAAAUUCACCAUCUUAAACACAACAAGAGAAAUCUCUCGCUUACAAUCACUUGUAAGCUCAAGGCCACCAGACAAAGCGUGGAGAGGGAGAAAGGGGGCGUGGCCGACAAGAUUUCGGUCUCCAAGGGCGCGCCGCUGCUGUCGGAGGACGGUAACGGUGGCGGGAACUCCGCCGGCGGCGGCGGCGGCGGGAAAUCGAAGUUGGUGAAGAAGUUGUGGAGGAAGGUUUUGUCUGUUCUGUCUAAUUUGCCAUUGGCUAUUGGGGAAAUGGCAACGGUUGCUGCUUUAAUGGCCGUGGGAACCAUUAUCGAGCAAGGCGAGGCUCCGGGUUUCUACUUUCAGAAAUACCCUGAAGACCAUCCAGCCCUUGGGUUUUUCACCUGGAGAUGGAUUUUCGCCCUUGGAUUCGACCAUAUGUUCUCUUGUCCAUUGUUUCUCUCACUAUUAGCUCUCCUGGCAGCGUCUCUCAUGGCCUGCACAUAUACAACUCAGAUCCCCCUGGUUAAGGUAGCGAGAAGAUGGUCUUUCUCACACUCAGCAGAGUCCAUCAGCAAGCAGGAGUUUGCGGAAACUCUACCCAGAGCAUCAAUUCAGGAUUUAGGUGUCAUUUUGAUGGGAUCUGGAUACGAGGUUUUCUUGAAAGGGCCGUCUUUAUACGCCUUCAAGGGGCUGGCUGGCCGGUUUGCUCCAAUUGGCGUGCAUUUAGCCAUGCUGCUGAUAAUGGUGGGCGGAACUCUGAGUGCUGCCGGGAGCUUCAAAGGUUCAGUUACUGUUCCUCAGGGUCUAAACUUCAUUGUCGGAGAUGUGUUGGGACCAAGUGGGUUUCUCUCUUUUCCUACAGAAGCUUUCAAUACAGAAGUUCACGUCAACAGAUUCUUCAUGGACUACUAUGAUAGUGGAGAGGUUCGACAGUUUCACUCUGAUCUCUCACUACGAGACCUUGAGGGGAAAGAGGUAAUGAGGAAAACAAUUAGCGUAAAUGACCCGCUAAGGUACGGUGGGUUCACCAUAUACCAGACAGAUUGGAGCCUCUCAGCUCUGCAAAUAAUGAAGGAUGAUGAAGGGCCUUUCAAUUUGGCUAUGGCACCGCUAAAAAUCAAUGGGGACAAGAAGCUUUAUGGGACCUUCUUACCAGUUGGAAGUCCUGAUUCUCCUGAUGUCAAGGGAAUAUCAAUGCUUGCUCGUGACCUGCAAUCAAUUGUUCUCUAUGAUCUUGAAGGAAAAUUUGCUGGAAUUCGUCGGCCGAACUCUAAACUUCCAAUUGACAUCGAUGGCAAUAAAAUUGUCGUUGUGGACGCGAUUGGUAGUACAGGCCUUGACUUGAAGACUGAUCCAGGGGUGCCCGUUGUUUAUGCUGGCUUUGGUUUUCUAAUGCUCACAACUUGCAUCAGUUUUCUGUCUCAUUCACAGAUAUGGGCCUUACAAGAUGGAACAACAGUCGUUGUGGGUGGAAAGACCAACCGAGCCAAGAUUGAUUUUCCGGACGACAUGAACCGUUUGCUAGAUCAGGUUCCAGAGAUAGUUGAAUCAUCUUCUCCAAGGCAAUCUAAUAGCUCCAGUGGCUAGCUAAUGGCUCUGAUACCUAAGGACAGAGCUCCCAUUUGGCAUAUUCGAUGCUAGUUUGUCUCGCAAGAAACAACCCGAUGUUGCGAUUUUCUCGGUUUUAUUUGUUCAGAGACAUCAAGAUGGAGAGAGUUUCGAAAAUAGCCGUAAGCCGUCCCUCCACGCGGGAUAAGAUUGUGUAUUAUCGACCCCCCUUUAGGGAUUCACGUUCACGUGCACUCAGCUGUCAAAGUUGAUUCUGAAAUUUUAUUUCGAAAAAUGAUUCUUACACUCCUUUUGUUUUAGUAACACCACUUUUUUUAUAUUUUUUUAUUUUAUGUUCAGUUAAAAAAAUUGUACUUGUUAAUAGUCAAUUUUUGAUACAUUUUUUCUUGGCGUAGUUACGAAAAGUGUAUACUGUGGAAAAAUAAAGUUAUGAAUAUUGCGGUUCACGUGCUAUACA